GCAACCUCGCGCGCAUCAAAACUGAGACGACAAAUGAACAAGAGCACAGCAACAACGCAGAUGCCAUUGGCGGAAGAGGAAGACAAAGAAAACAAACCAAUAAAUCAAGCCGAGCCUAAUGGGGAGCAAUCGUCUUUGAUGGAAAUCUUGAAAGAAGUGAAGUCUUCACUGGAGGCACUGAAAGCACAUGAUGUUGAAAGAGCCGAAGAGAUUCGGUCGAUACGUCGAUUGGUGGAUGAUAGAGGGAAAGAAAUGGAUAAACUGCGAGGAAUUGUUGCUGACUUUUUUGGUAGAGAUUGCCCUCGCUCAACAGAUUCUCAAUGUUAUCCGAUGCCUGAGAAGAAAAACGAACAAGAGAAGUCACCUUCAAGAAGAGCUAAUGACUACAAGAACAAUUCUCCACAAUCUCCUAGCCCUCAGCGAUAUACACCAACACGUAAAGAAAUGGGGAAAAUGACUAGACACGAGCCUGAUCGGAACGCUGUAGAUGAUAUAACUUUCGAGGAGUUCCGUCAUUUCAUGUCUACCAAUCCAGCAUUUCGUCAGUAUGUGGCAGAUCUUCGAGCUGAAGAGAAUGAAGUAAGUAUAAUAGAUAUGUAUUGA
Cylicostephanus goldi is the source of this 603-nucleotide messenger RNA. The record is from the annotation of a GenBank genome assembly. Lineage: Eukaryota; Metazoa; Nematoda; Chromadorea; Rhabditida; Strongylidae.